ACAGAGCAGAGGUUUUGUGCACCCUUAAUUGGAGAGGAAGGAGGGAGUUGUAAGUGAAAGUAGGAAUAGCGAGGCACCAAUGGUCUGCGACGUCGGCCUCCACGUAGCUCCUCCCCUUCUCCCAUUCAUGGGGGAGGGGGGAACAGUGUCGUCUUUUCAAUUCAUUUAUCUGCAGGAAUGAUUGCCGCUAUCAGUCUCGCGUUCACCGCCCGGCUGAGGAGGUGAAAGUUUCUCCCCAGGAAGACAAACCGCAAAAGACAAUAUUGUGCAUGAUUUGCGCCGUUUUUUUUUUUUAAACAAAGCAGGGGGAAAAAGGAAAGUGAAGGGGGGAAAAAGCCAAAGGAGAGGAAAAAAGAGACGAGGGGAGGGGGGAGAGUGAAAGAACUGGAAGAGAAGAGAAAAUUGUUCGCUACUUCUCUACAUUCCUCUAGCUUCUGUUUUUUUUUUUUUUUUUAAAAAAAUCCAGAAAGGAAAGAACUAAGGAAGUUUCAUUUUUGUUUUGACUUUUUUUCCCCCUCGCUUCCUCGUCUCUUUCGGCUAUUGUUACUUGAGAGCGGGGGUCUCCUGAAGUCUCUCCCUCCUCCCCGCGAAGACCCCGAAAAGUGCAGUCCGAGAGGCAGGAGGGGGGGGGGAGGCGCAAUCGGUUUCGCCUGUGCGCGCGCCGAGGUCUUUUUUUUUUUUUUGUACUCUUCUUCUUUUAUUUUCGCAGCUUCUCGGCUGCUUCCUCGGCGCUUCCCCCCAGCCUUCUCCCCCCCCCCUCGCACCCGACCCUUUCGCCCACCCUCUCCUUUUUCUCUCUCUGCGUGUGUGUUUUUGGUGCGCGGGUGCCGAAGGGGGAGUUCCUGAUGCGGUCGCUUUAGUGGCUGAUCGUCGCGCGGACUUUGGCAAGAGAAAGGCUCGGCGAAGCUGGUUGGAUUGGCGGCGGCGGCAACGGUAGCUCCGGCAGCGGCAGCGGCGGCGGCGGCGGCGGCGGCUCUUCCUUCCCGUUUUUCCUGCCGUUUGUCGGCGGCUGCUUCCUUCUUUUCUCUCCCCCCCCCCUCCCGCCCUCGCGGCCCCCGAUAAAUCACUUUUGUUCGGCGGUUGCUGCCGCAGCUGCCCGCCAAGCGGGACAAAAUGCUCCUGGACGCGGGACCUCAGUACCCAGCCAUCGGCGUGACGACCUUCGGCUCCUCUCGCCACCACUCCGCGGGCGAUGUGACGGAGCGCGAGGUGGGACUGGGCAUCAACCCCUUCGCCGACGCCGGCAUGGGCGCCUUCAAGCUCAACCCCAGCAGCCACGAGCUGGCCUCGGCCGGCCAGACCGCCUUCACUUCGCAGGCCCCGGGCUACGCGGCGGCGGCGGCGCUGGGACACCACCACCACCACCCGGGCCACGUCGGCUCCUACUCCAGCGCGGCCGCCUUCAAUUCCACGCGGGACUUUCUUUUUCGCAACCGGGGCUUCGGGGAGGCGGCGGCCAGCGCGCAACACAGCCUCUUCGCCUCGGCGGCCGGCAGCUUCGGCGGGCCCCACGGGCAUGGCGAGGCGGCGGGCCAUCUCCUCUUCCCGGGCCUCCACGAGCAAGCCACGAGCCACGCGUCGCCCAACGUGGUCAACGGGCAGAUGCGCCUCGGCUUCUCCGGAGACAUGUACGGCCGACCGGAGCAGUACGGGCAGGUGACCAGCCCGCGCUCCGAGCAUUACGCGUCCCCCCAGCUGCACGGCUACGGCCACAUGAAUAUGAACAUGGCAGCCCAUCACGGAGCGGGGGCCUUCUUUCGCUACAUGAGGCAGCCCAUCAAGCAAGAGCUCAUCUGCAAGUGGAUCGAGCCCGAGCAGUUGGCUAACCCUAAAAAGUCCUGCAACAAAACUUUCAGCACCAUGCACGAGCUGGUGACUCACGUCACCGUGGAGCACGUUGGCGGGCCCGAGCAGUCCAACCACAUCUGCUUCUGGGAAGAGUGUCCCAGGGAAGGGAAGCCUUUCAAGGCCAAAUACAAACUGGUCAACCACAUCCGCGUCCACACGGGGGAGAAGCCUUUCCCUUGCCCUUUCCCGGGAUGCGGCAAAGUCUUCGCUCGGUCGGAAAAUCUCAAAAUCCACAAAAGGACGCACACAGGUGAAAAACCCUUUAAGUGUGAAUUCGAGGGCUGUGACAGGCGCUUCGCCAACAGUAGCGAUCGUAAAAAGCACAUGCAUGUCCACACGUCAGAUAAACCUUAUCUCUGCAAAAUGUGCGAUAAAUCCUACACGCAUCCCAGCUCCCUACGAAAGCACAUGAAGGUCCACGAAUCCUCUUCCCAGGGAUCCCAACCUUCCCCCGCUGCCAGCUCGGGCUAUGAAUCUUCAACUCCCCCAACCAUCGUCUCUCCAUCCACAGAAAACCAGACCACGAGUUCCUUAUCCCCCUCAUCUUCAGCGGUCCAUCACACGUCCAGCCACAGUACGCUCACGUCAAAUUUUAACGAAUGGUACGUUUAAACAAACAAACGAACAGGGGCAAAAAAGCGACCUAUUUAAAAGACUCAAAAAAAAAAAAAAAAUAACGAACACUUUGAAAUCGAUGAAUCUUUUUUGGGGUGUGUGUGUUUUGUUUGUUUUUUUAUAUAAAUAAAUAAAUAAAUCUAUCAAUCUAUCUAAAUGCUGCCAUAGACCCAGGAGUGAACCAAAUCAAGAAUUCUCUCUCUCUCUCCCUCUCCCCCCCUCUCCCCUCCCCCCCGUCUGGUUUCCCCUCCCUCUCUGGUCCCUUUUCUGCUGUUUUGUUUUGGUUGGGGGGGGGGAGCAAAGGCUAGGAGAGCAAAACCCAAAGGGUUCUGUUGGGAAUGAGAGAAUGGCCGGCUUGUGGUGCCAUCUUGUCCGUGUGCAGGGCUUUUUAAGUGGGAACCACUGACUGGAUCUCUCACAACUGCAUGUUUCUCUGGACAGCAGCCUCCCUGUUUUCUGUAAAUACAGAAAUACUAGCUUACAAUGUACUGUUUGAUUUUGUAAAUAGUUCUACCACGUUGAAAUAAGGGGAUAUGGUGAAACGGUGGUCUUUGCAUAU
Messenger RNA from Crotalus tigris (Tiger rattlesnake), 3022 nucleotides. RefSeq names its product Zic family member 1 (gene ZIC1). The coding region runs from base 1114 to 2460 and encodes 448 amino acids. The transcript has 3 exons. Gene Ontology annotation, biological process: regulation of transcription by RNA polymerase II; central nervous system development. NCBI's taxonomy places the organism in Eukaryota, Metazoa, Chordata, Lepidosauria, Squamata, Viperidae. Gene Ontology annotation, cellular component: nucleus. Gene Ontology annotation, molecular function: RNA polymerase II cis-regulatory region sequence-specific DNA binding; DNA-binding transcription factor activity, RNA polymerase II-specific. The record is from RefSeq and is a predicted model, not a curated record.